Messenger RNA from Phyllostomus hastatus (greater spear-nosed bat), 639 nucleotides. It is a transcript of the gene NME5, whose product is annotated as NME/NM23 family member 5. Gene Ontology annotation, molecular function: nucleoside diphosphate kinase activity. Gene Ontology annotation, biological process: GTP biosynthetic process; spermatid differentiation; UTP biosynthetic process. Lineage: Eukaryota; Metazoa; Chordata; Mammalia; Chiroptera; Phyllostomidae. Bases 1 to 639 code for a protein of 212 amino acids. The record is from RefSeq and is a predicted model, not a curated record. The transcript is spliced from 5 exons.
AUGGAAAUAUCGAUGCCCCCACCUCAGAUAUAUAUAGAAAAAACUCUGGCCAUUAUCAAACCAGAUAUUGUUGACAAAGAGGAGGAGAUACGAGAUAUAAUUAUCAGAUCUGGAUUCACCAUUGUUCAGAGAAGAAAACUACAUUUCAGCCCUGAGCAAUGUAGUAACUUUUAUGUGGAACAGUAUGGGAAAAUGUUUUUCCCCAAUUUAACGGCUUACAUGAGUUCUGGACCACUUGUUGCCAUGAUAUUAGCUAGACAUAAAGCCAUCGCUUACUGGAAAGAACUUUUGGGACCAAGUAAUAGCUUAGUAGCUAAGGAGACACACCCAGACAGCCUAAGGGCAAUUUACGGGACAGAUGACCUAAGGAAUGCCCUUCAUGGGAGUAUUGAUUUUGCCACAGCAGAAAGAGAAAUUCGAUUCAUGUUUCCUGAAGUGAUUGUUGAGCCCAUUCCAGCUGGACAAGCUGCUAAGGACUAUUUAAAUUUAUAUGUAACACCAACUCUGCUUAAAGGACUCACAGAGCUUUGUAAGCAAAAAUCAGCAGAUCCUUGUAUUUGGCUAGCCAAUUGGCUGCUGGAAAAUAAUCCCAACAAACCUAAACUUUGUCACCAUCCAUUUGCAGAAGAACCUCAUUAA